Saprolegnia parasitica CBS 223.65 is the source of this 1232-nucleotide messenger RNA. RefSeq lists its product as hypothetical. Bases 23 to 1186 code for a protein of 387 amino acids. Gene Ontology annotation, cellular component: extracellular region. Gene Ontology annotation, molecular function: chitin binding; chitinase activity. The transcript has 4 exons. Lineage: Eukaryota; Oomycota; Saprolegniomycetes; Saprolegniales; Saprolegniaceae. The record is from RefSeq and is a predicted model, not a curated record. Gene Ontology annotation, biological process: carbohydrate metabolic process; chitin catabolic process.
CAUUCGGGCACCGACAUCGGCGAUGGGCAGGACGGUCCUCGUGGUCUUGUGGAGCCUUCUUGCCGUCUCGGCCAUGGCGGCGUGGAACGCGCUGGAGCAAGCGAGCUUGGCGGCGUGCCCCUGCGCAGAGGCGUCGCUGUGCUUGCCGGUCGCAUCCGGCCGCCGCUUUGAGGUGUUUGCGUUCUCGCCGGCUGCGAGCGACAACUGGCGCUACUACGACUACUCGGUGCUGACGACGAUCGCGUGGAACCUCGAUAAAGGCUUGCUCUGCCACGCGCACGCCCAUCGCGUCAAGAUCGUCGUGCUGCACAACUUCGAGCACGUCGACCAGCUCUGCAAUGCGAGUGCGCGCGAGGCGUGGGUGCACGCCACGUACACGGCCAUCGUGACCAACUACGCCGACGGCGUCAACGUCGACACAGAAGCUGCAAUCACACGCCACGACCACGCCGCCUGCUUGACGCUGCUACUGCAAGAGCUGCGCGUCGAGUUGCAGGCGCACGCGUUCACGCGCCACGCCCAGAUCACGUUUGACGUUGCGUGGUCGCCGAGUGGCAUCGACCAGCGCUACUACGACUAUGCGGGCCUCGCCGCCGCCGCCGACUAUGUAUUUGUCAUGGCGUACGACAUGCGCAGCCAGCUCUACGACCAUUGCCUCGCCGGUGCCAACAGUCCGAUCGCGCAAGUCCAGCGCGGCCUUGACGACUACGUCUACGGUGCCAAGGUGCCCAAGGCCAAGCUCCUCCUCGGGCUGCCCUGGUACGCCUACCAGUACCCGUGCCGCCACUACGACCCGAUCGCAGACCUCUGCUCGCUCUCGAUGGUACCGUUUCGAGGCGCACCCUGCAGCGACGCGGCCGGUUCUCAGCUCGACUACCGCGACGUCAUGGCGCAGCUCCAUACCACGAAGCGCCGCUGGGACAACGUUACGGCGACGCCGUACUUUGUCCAUCGCAACGCGACAGGUGGAGUGGUUCAAACGUGGUACGACGACCCCGAGAGCCUCCAGGCCAAGUUUGCCCUCGCCGCGGACCUCGGCGGCCUUGGCAUGUGGCAUGUCGACGCCCUCGACUACUCGGGAAAGCACACGCCAACGGCAUCGACGCGCGCCAUGUGGCAAGUCCUUCACGACGCCGUGCCUCCAACCACGAUCUCAAUCCUCUCGGACCCCGUCGCGUUCGCAUAAACAAUGCUGCCGAGUCCGCAACAACGUCCCACACUCUCUUUUGUCG